Mobula hypostoma (lesser devil ray) is the source of this 3288-nucleotide messenger RNA. RefSeq names its product mitochondrial translational initiation factor 2 (gene mtif2). Gene Ontology annotation, molecular function: translation initiation factor activity; GTP binding; GTPase activity. Gene Ontology annotation, cellular component: cytoplasm. The coding region runs from base 203 to 2356 and encodes 717 amino acids. Lineage: Eukaryota; Metazoa; Chordata; Chondrichthyes; Myliobatiformes; Myliobatidae. The transcript has 15 exons. The record is from RefSeq and is a predicted model, not a curated record. Gene Ontology annotation, biological process: translational initiation.
GUCCAUGACGCCAGAGCCGUGCAUUGUGGGGAAUUCAAUGGUGGCUUCCAUGGACAGGAGGAGGUGAAAUACAGCUACGGGAAAACUCCAUGCUGUACGGGAGCUAAGGGGGUUCUCUGCCCUCGGUACUGCAAAUGUACAACUGAGAGCCUGGUUAGACGACUUCAGAGGACAUUUGAGAGCCAACCACAAUAAUUUGGUGAUGAUGAUGAGAAGAUUAUUGAUUAGACUGGAUCCUACGACGUGGAAGUCAUGCAGCCAUGGAAUCCCGAUAUUGAAAUGGAAGGAUGCUUGUGACUUGAGGCCAAAUCCAUGUUUGCUGCAGCAAAGGUGUUUACCCAGGGAUAUUAACAAAUUCAGCCCAUUGUGCAUCAGGCAUUUUAGCACUAAGAGGAAGGGGAUAUUUAAAAGCACUGCAGUGAAACAAAAUCAGGUAAAGAAAGAAGUGGAAAUAAAGCAAAAGAUGACCAUCUCUGAACUUGCAGAAGCAAUGGAUAAAGAUACAGAUCAUGUCUUUGAAGCUCUGUUGCACACAAAUAUUGAUAUGGACUCCUUAGAUGAUGAUUCUGUCUUGGAUGAAAAAUGGAUAAAAGAGAUCAUAAAAAUAUCUGGAAUGAAGUUUAGAUGGGCAAAACUUUCAGAAGAAAAAGUGAAAGAAUGUAAAGAUGCUGUGAAGAGGCCACCUGCAGAUCCAGCAGUAUUAGUUUCUAGGUCACCUGUAGUCACUGUCAUGGGUCAUGUAGACCAUGGAAAGACAACGUUACUUGACAGCCUUAGAAAAACCCAAGUGGCAGCAACAGAGGAAGGAGGAAUCACUCAGCAUAUUGGAGCAUUCCUUGUUCAUUUACCUUCUGGUGAAAAGAUAACCUUCUUGGAUACCCCUGGCCAUGCAGCCUUUUCAGCAAUGAGAGCCCGAGGCGCUAAUGUGACAGACAUUGUGAUAUUGGUUGUUGCUGCAGAUGAUGGAGUAAUGAAGCAAACAAUAGAAUCAAUUCAACAUGCUAAAAAAUCUAAUGUUCCAAUAAUACUGGCAAUAAAUAAAUGUGACAAACCAGAGGCAGAUCAUGAAAGUGUAAAGAAGGAAUUGUUAGCCUAUGAUGUAGUUUGUGAGGACUAUGGUGGUGAUGUUCAGUCGAUAAAUAUAUCUGCUCUUAAGGGAGAUAAUUUGAUGGCUUUAGCUGAAGCUACUGUUGCUCUAUCUGAAGUGCUAGAGUUGAAAGCAGAUCGUACAGGACCUGUUGAGGGUAUCAUUAUUGAAUGUCAGAAUGAUAAAGGAAAAGGACCAGUUACCACAGCUAUCAUCCAGCGUGGAACGUUGAUGAAAGGUUGUGUCCUGGUGGCAGGAAAGAGCUGGGCUAAAGUACGAUUAAUGUUUGAUGAAAAUAACAAACCAAUGAAUUCUGUUGGACCAAGUACUCCAGUUGAAAUAGUAGGUUGGAAAGAACUUCCAUCUGCAGGAGAUGAAAUACUUGAAGUGGAAUCAGAGCAAAGAGCCAGAGAGGUUUUAGAAUGGAGGAACUAUGUCGAAGCACAGGAAAAAAUCAAACAAGACCUUGAGGUGAUUGAAGCAAAGCAAAAGGAACACCUUGAGGCAUACAAGAAAGAUCGAGAGAAAUUUAGUAGCCUGAAUUGGAGACAGAGAAAAUCUGCAAUGUACAAGGCCAAUAAACGUCUAAUGGCAGCAAGGCCGAAAGAAAAGAGUGAAUUGGACAAAUUUACACUUCCAAUAAUAGUAAAAGGUGAUGUUGAUGGCUCUGUGGAAGCUAUUCUAAACAUCUUAGAUGCUUAUGACGCUGAUGAACAGUGUAAACUGCAAGUGAUUCAUUUUGGUAUUGGAGAUAUUAGUGAAAAUGAUGUAGUCUCAGCUGAGACUUUUUCAGGUUUGGUAUAUGGCUUUAAUGUAAAUGCCAACAAAGUGGUACAACAGAUGGCUAACAAGAAAGGAAUAAAAAUCAAAUUGUAUAAGGUUAUCUAUCAGCUCAUUGAUGACCUUAAGGAUGAACUGAGUGCCAAAUUACCCCUAGUACUUGAAGAAAACAUAAUGGGAGAGGCAUCGGUGUUAGCACUUUUUCAUGUUACAGUAGGAAAAAAGGAGGUACCGGUAGCAGGUUGUAGAGUUCACAAGGGUCAGUUGCACAAAAAGAUGAAAUUUAAGCUAAUCCGUGAUGGCCAUAUUUUGUGGAAAGGUUCUCUCACUUCUCUCAGACAUCUGAAGGAUGACGUUUCUGUUGUGAAGACUGGCAUGGAAUGUGGCCUCAGCUUGGAUAAUGAUAUUGAUAUAAAGCUUGGUGAUGAAAUUAUUUGUUAUGAAGAAAAGGAGGUUCCACAAAAUAUCUCUUGGGAUCCAGGAUUUUAAUCCUCAUUGUUGCCAGGAACCUGUUAUUUUGAAUAAAAUUAAAUGGCACUACCAUUGUAAAUUAUGUAGAGUAAAAUGGAUUAAACAGAUAAGAGGUGUAUUUUGUUGUAUUUGAACUUUUCUUUAGAAUGCAGACUGCUAAAAAAAAUCUGUUCAUAUCUUUUAUUACUUCUCAUAGAAGUAUUAUUAAACAUUAUGUAAGGAAUUAAUUUAUUGUUUUAGUGGAGCAGUACAGAUCUUUUGAACAUACAACCCCAAAAAGGUCUAUGAAUAUGGAAUUGCAAAAUCAGUCUGACCCAGAUUUCAAAUCACAAUUUAAAAUACUUUAAGUAAUGCAUUUGUUUUCAUUUUAUUUUGAUCAAUUAUUGUAAAUAUGGCAAAAGCAGAUUGUGCUAUAUGCUAAUAUAUCUGAUACUGUAUAUGGUGUAAUUUUUGAUUGGAGCUUUUCUCUUAACCGUGGGUUGCCAACAGCUGCAAUUUUUAAUGUAAGGAAUUUGGCUCAUGAUAAUUCAGUUUUUGAAGAUAAAGAUCUUUUACAUGAGAGCUAAGCUGCAUCUUGGUCUCCAUUUGUUUUGUAUAUAGGUAUCUAUUGUCAGCAUUUUGACUGUGGGAAUCACAAGAUUUGCACUAAGAAAGGGCUUUGAUUGGAAUGGCAACAGAAAGAGAGUUAUAAUUGGAAGUUUGUCGAUCCCUGAACUUGAAAGUGAAAGGAAGGACGGAAAAUAGACUCAAAUCAAGCCUCCUGUUAAUUAAAAAAUAACUUUAAGAUAGAUUUCAGUACAGUAUCUAAAAUGAGUACCUGUAUAUGAAAAUAGUAUUAAAUACUUAUUGGGAAAUCAUUACUGCGCGAAGUAUUUUUGGGCCAGCCCUGAUGAAGAGUCUUGGCCCGAAAUAUCGACUGUUUGCAUUUCUCCAUAGAUACUGCCUGGCCU